Messenger RNA from Mytilus trossulus (common blue mussel), 2688 nucleotides. Its product is annotated as toll-like receptor 4. Gene Ontology annotation, molecular function: protein binding. The transcript has 3 exons. NCBI's taxonomy places the organism in Eukaryota, Metazoa, Mollusca, Bivalvia, Mytilida, Mytilidae. The record is from RefSeq and is a predicted model, not a curated record. Gene Ontology annotation, cellular component: extracellular matrix. Bases 1 to 2688 code for a protein of 895 amino acids.
AUGGCAGCAGAUGAAAGACAUGAGAGUUGUGAUUUCCUCCAAAAAUGCAAUUGUCGACUGAACCCAGUCAAUCUUUUGUUUUCUGUCGAUUGUUCCAGAUUGAAAAUAAGAGAGAUUCCUCAACUUCCAAAUAUCAUUGACGAACUGUUGUUUAAGGACAAUGAAAUACAAGUUAUUCCUGACCAGGCGUUUUAUAACUUGACCAACCUGCUGAAACUGGAUCUAUCAAACAAUGAGAUUCACGAACUCAGAAAUUCAUCUUUUAUAGGAUUAACUAAUUUGCGCAGCCUGAAUUUACAGGACAAUAGACUGGAUGACUGUAUGACAAUGAACAUACACGUAUGGGAACCUUUAGAGAACUUGAUCAGUCUUAACAUAAAACACAAUUUAUUUGGAAACUUUCAACCAAAUUUGACAUUGCUGGCUUCUCUUCAAUCGCUUCAAAUGGAUUUUAAUUCAAAUGAUACAGGAAUGAUAAGUGAAUCGUUUUAUUCUAUGAAAAGAUUACGGGAACUAGACUUGUCAGGUUUGACGGGAAAUUGCUCCGUUCGAUCGUUGAAUAAUGAAAGCUUUAAAUAUAUUCAUCAAAUUGAAAAUUUGAGUCUUUCAGCUUGUCGUAUUAAACAUAUUAACAGAGGUACUUUCCAGCAACUCAAACGAAUUUCUUUUUUGGAUAUUUCAAAUAACACCUGCUUGAAAUUUGAAGUCUUGGAGAAUGUAACACAUGAUCUCCAAUUCUCUGAAAUCAAAGUUUUAAAAUUCAAUAAAAUCCAUAAAGUGUUUGACAUGAAUACAAUGCUCAGAACUUCUCAAAUAAAGAAUUUGGCUAAUACAUCAAUUCAAGAGAUUCAUGGGGACAGUAAUCGACUGCAGCAAAUCGAAAUCGGAGCUAUGUUGUUUAUGCCUAACACACUUGACUAUGUAUCAGCCAGGGAUAACCAGUUUUCAUACGGCCUCUUCUUUUGGGAUUUACUACGCACUUCCGUGAAGACGUUUAAUGUUUCACAUAUGUUCACAUUUCAUACAGAGGAUGAACAUCCUGAAAAAUGUAGUCAUAAUAUUGUAUGUAAGAAAGAACCCGUCACCGAAACAAAGAUGAAAUAUGGUAUGGAGUAUAGGGAUCACACCACACCGCUGCCAAUGGCACAUCAACUAACCACCCUGAAUUAUUCUUCUUGUCAUUUACAUUACAGUGUAUCAUCGUACAGUUUAACAAACAAUAUUCUGCGAAAUAUUGACCUUAGUAAUAACUUGUUCACAUCAUGGAUCGGACCAAUAUAUAAUGUCAAAAGUCUUAAAUAUCUCGACUUGUCUUCAAACUUUUGUUCAAAUGUGUCAAAUUAUUUCUUCAGUGAAGAUUUCGGUAGCUUGGAAGAAUUAUAUUUACAAAAUAAUAUAUUAGGACUUGUACUACCUUCAUCGAUUGAAUAUAAUUUAUUUGUACCUAAAUCACAAAGGCUGGAUGUCAUUUUGCAAUUCAGACAAAGUGCAAUAAGAAUGAGGUUUUUGGUGCUCCAACUGUUUCUAUGUCGAUUUGUAUACAAUGUAAUGUCAUCUGAUGAAAGCCAUCAUCGUUGUAAUUUCCUCAAAGAAUCAUGCAUAUGUCGACAAGACCAAGUCACCCUUCUGUUUGCAGUCGAUUGUUCCAGAUUAAGGAUAAAAGAGAUUCCCAAACUUCCAAAUAUCAUUGAAGAACUGUCGUUCAAGGAAAAUAAGAUACAAGUUAUUCCUAACCAGGCGUUUUCUGACUUGACCAACCUGCUGAAACUGGAUCUAUCAAACAAUGAGAUUUACGAACUUAGAAAUUUAUCUUUUAGAGGAUUAACAAAUUUGCGUAGCCUGAAUUUACAGGACAAUAGACUGGAUUCAAGUAUGGGAAACUUGAACAUACAAGUUUUGAAACCGUUAGAGAACUUGAUAAGUCUAAAUAUAAAGCACAAUUUAUUUGGAAACUUUCAACCAAAUUUGACAUUACUAGUUUCUCUUCAGUCACUUGAAAUGGAUUUUAAUUCAAAUGAUACCGGAAAAAUACGUGAAUCAUUUUAUUCUAUGAAAAGAUUACGGGAACUAGACUUGUCAGGAUUGACGGGAAAUUGCUCCGUUCGAUCACUAACAAAUGAAAGCUUUAAAUACAUUCCUCAAAUUGAACAUUUAAGUCUUUCUGGUUGUCGUAUAAAACAUAUUAACAGAGGUACUUUCCAGCAACUAAAAAACAUUUCUACAUUGAAUAUUUCAAACAACACCUGCUUAAAAUUUGAAGUCUUAGAAAAUGUGACAUAUGAUCUGCAAUUUUCUGCAAUCAAAGUCUUAAAAUUCAAUAAAAUAUAUAAAGUUUUUGAUAUGAAUACAAUGCUCAGAACAUCUCAAAUCAAGUAUUUGACAAAUACAUCGAUUGAAGAAAUGCAUGGGGACAGUAACCGAUUGCAGCAAAUCGAAAUUGGAGCUCUCUUGUUUCUGCCUAACACACUUGACUACGUAUCAGCCAGGGAUAACCAGUUUUCAUAUGGUCCUUAUUUAUGGGAUAUGCUUCGAAUUUCUCUGAAAAUGUUUAAUGUUUCACAUAUGUUCACAUUUCAUAGAGAAGACGAACAUCCUGAAAGAUGUAGUUAUGAUAUUGUAUGUAAGAAAGAACCCGCCACAGAAUCAAAGAUGAAAUAUGGUCUGGAGAAUAGUGAUCAAACAUUUUAA